Molecule: messenger RNA, 192 nt
Organism: Prorocentrum cordatum
Lineage: Eukaryota; Dinophyceae; Prorocentrales; Prorocentraceae
Source: the annotation of a GenBank genome assembly
GCCGCACCGACAGAAGGGCUGCUGGGGCCGAGGAGGCCACCGCCACUGGAGGCUCGGGCUCGGCACUUCCCGGACCUGCGACGAUGCGCGAGCUUGGCAGAGCGCGCGGGCGCGGGCGUGGGCGUGGGCACGGUCGCCGCCAGUGCGCUGCCCCGCCGCGGCAGCGGGGAGGCCGUGCGGGCGGCAGGGGAG